Messenger RNA from Anarrhichthys ocellatus (wolf-eel), 3279 nucleotides. It is a transcript of the gene itgb5, whose product is annotated as integrin, beta 5. Gene Ontology annotation, molecular function: integrin binding. The coding region runs from base 835 to 3234 and encodes 799 amino acids. Gene Ontology annotation, cellular component: focal adhesion; integrin complex; cell surface. Gene Ontology annotation, biological process: transforming growth factor beta receptor signaling pathway; cell adhesion mediated by integrin; stress fiber assembly. The record is from RefSeq and is a predicted model, not a curated record. NCBI's taxonomy places the organism in Eukaryota, Metazoa, Chordata, Actinopteri, Perciformes, Anarhichadidae. The transcript is spliced from 16 exons.
AGUGUAAGGUCCUCUAAAAUGGUGGGGCCUUCUGUUCCAGCCCCACAUCACCAUUCAGCUCUGCUGCUUUGUAACGCCUUUAUUGAUUUAGAUUUAUUUAUUUCCAGCCAGUUAACCAAAUAGGGAAUUAAACUGCCAGUCAUGUUGCCGUCGACCCCCAGCAAACAAAUCCGUGUCCCCUGCCAGAUCCUGGACCAGAUCCUGGACCAGCCCCUGGGAGCCUCCACUAGGUGUCCGCAGGCCACGCAGCGCUGCGCGGGCGUCAAGCGUUCAACCGAGCAGCGAAAGGGUUAAACGUAAUCCCUAGUUGGGAAUGGGCGGAGAUUCCAGCUGGGACGCAAACCGGACAGGCAACACUCAAAUCUGGAAAAAGAAAAUCGCUGCUGAAGUCACUCACUAAUCUGUUAUUCUAUAUAUCUGUGUGUGAUUCCUCUCCUGCUUUGCCCCGGCAUAGAUUUGGUUUUGUAUGCGCAUCGGCACCGAGAGGUGCCAUGAAACCGAUGGAGAAGUUUUGGAGUUGGUGUCAGCUAUGGGUGAAGUAGUCAGGACGUGGAAGUCUGUAGAGGCGUCCGAGCAGAGGAACUCAAGGAGCGGAUCCACGGCACCGCGCGCAGCCUUCUGCAUACUUUAAAAAAAAACACCAAUAUGCCUUCACGCGGAUCGUAAGCCGACAAGAAGCGCUGUUCCUGUUGGAGCCGAGAGGGGAUCCGAGUCAGCGGGACUAAAUCCAAUGAGAGGUCUGGUCGGUGAAGCAGUAAACCCGGUGUCAACUGCGAUUACAGAUACAAAUCUGGGAUUUCUCAAAGCGUCGGUGAAAACACGCCGAGUGGCACCAUGUGGAGCCCCGGGACGCUGAUGUGGCGCGCGGCUCUGUGCUGCGUGCUCCUGCACACUGCGAGAGGUCUUAACAUGUGUAUGAGUGGCAGCGCUACGUCCUGUGAAGAAUGCCUCCUGAUUCAUCCCAGUUGCGCCUGGUGCGCACAAGAGGAGUUUGGGAAGGGGCGGUCUCUGACGUUACGGUGCGACUUCAGACAAAACCUGCAGAGGAGAGGCUGCGACGUGCGGCUCAUCGAGUACCCCACCAGCAGCGUCUCGGUCCUGCAGAACAUGCCCCUGAGCUCUAAAGGGUCCGGGUCGACCCAGUACGACGUCGUCCAGAUCAUGCCUCAGAAGAUCUCCGUCAGCCUGCGGCCGGGAGACCAGACGUGGUUUGGGCUGCAGGUGCGGCAGGUGGAGGACUACCCAGUGGAUCUCUACUACCUGAUGGACCUCUCUCUUUCCAUGAAAGACGACCUGGACACCAUCCGCAACUUGGGCACCAAGCUGGCCCUGGAGAUGGGCAAGCUCACCAGCAACUUCAGGCUGGGCUUCGGCUCCUUUGUGGACAAAAACAUGUCCCCCUUCUCCUACACAGCGCCCAAGUACCAGGAGAAUCCAUGCAAUGGAUACAAACUGUUCCCCAACUGUGUCCCCACCUUCGGUUUCCGCCACAUCCUCUCGCUGACGGACAAAGUGGACCGCUUUAACGAGGAGGUGCAGAAGCAGAUGGUGUCUCGCAACCGGGACGCGCCAGAGGGCGGAUUCGACGCCAUCCUGCAGGCUGCUGUUUGUAAGGAGGAGAUAGGCUGGAGGAAAGAGGCCUACCACCUGCUGGUGUUCGCCACAGACGAUGUGCCUCACCUGGCUCUGGACGGCCGGCUGGGAGGCCUCGUCCAGCCCCACGACGGAGAGUGUCACCUCGAUGACAAGCACGAGUACAGCGCUUCCACGAAGAUGGACUAUCCCUCUCUGGCUCUUCUGGGCGAGAAACUGGCUGAAAAUAACAUCUUCCUCAUCUUCGCGGUCACAAAACGGCUGUACGUUAUUUACAAGAAUUUCACAGCACUCAUACCGGGAACGACAGUAGAAAUCUUGGACCAGGACUCUAAGAAUGUAAUUCAGCUGAUCAUCGCCGCUUACAAUAACAUCCGCUCUAAAGUGGAGCUGUCGGUGUGGGAUCACCCAGAGGACAUCAGCCUGUCCUUCACCGCCACCUGCCAGGAUGGAAACCCGCUGCCGGGCCUCAGGAAGUGCGCCGACUUGAAGAUUGGCGACACGGUGUCGUUCAACGUGAGCGUGGAGGCGAGGAGCUGCCCUCCCCGCGGCGCCAACCAGAGCUUCACCAUCAAGCCGGUGGGGUUCAAAGACCGUCUGGAGGUUUCUGUGGAUUAUCAGUGUGACUGCGGCUGCAGCCGGACAGCGCAAACCAACAGCAGCAUCUGCAGCUCCAUAGGUACUUAUAACUGCGGGAUUUGUCACUGUGAGCCGGGCUACUUGGGGGCCCGCUGUGAGUGCCAGGAGGGCGAGGCCAGCAGCAUGUACCUCAGCGCCUGCCGGGAAGCCGAGGGGAAGCAGAUCUGCAGCGGGCGAGGAGAGUGCAGCUGCAACCAGUGUCUGUGCUACGAGUCGGAGUUCGGCAAGAUUUACGGCAGCUACUGCGAGUGUGACGACUUCUCCUGCGCCCGGCACAAAGGCAUCCUCUGCUCAGGUCACGGAGAAUGUCACUGCGGGGAGUGUAAAUGCCACGCCGGCUACAUCGGCGACAACUGCAACUGCUCCACAGAGACGUCGUCCUGCAUCGCCGACGACGGGCAGAUGUGCAGCGGCCGGGGCAGCUGCGCGUGCGGCCGCUGCCAGUGCACCGAGCCGGGGGCCUUUGGGGACACCUGUGAGAAAUGCCCCACCUGCCCCGACGCCUGUGGCACCAAAAGGGAGUGUAUCGAGUGCCGGCUUUUCGACUCAGGACGGCUCGCAGACAACCAGACCUGCCAGCGCCUGUGCAAGGAUGAAAUCAUCACUGUGGAGACCCUCGACACGGAGGACCCCGGCGCUGUGCUUUGUCUGUACAAGACAGACAACGAUUGUGUCAUGAAGUUCACGUAUUCUGAGCACGCCAGCGGGCAAUCCAUCCUCACAGCUCUAAAAGAGCCAGAGUGCGGCGGUGGACCGGACGCUCUGAUGGUGCUGCUCGCCGUGGUCGGCAGCAUCCUGCUGGUGGGAGUGGUGCUGCUCGCCGUCUGGAAGCUGGUGAUCACAGUUCAUGACCGGAGAGAGUUUGCACACUUCCAGAACGCACGCUCACGAGCCCGAUACGAGAUGGCCUCCAACCCUCUGUACAAGCAGCCCGUGUCUACACAUUUCUUAGAAACAGAUUUCAACAUGUAUGAGAAGUCCUUCAACGGAGGGGUCCACUGAUCCCUCAGCACGGGGCGCGGCAGGACCGGUCCGAUGAACAGAUCC